CCGGUGUCACCGCACUUCACCGUCUUCUUCAUCAACAACCCACAGACUAGACUCGUCAGGCAAAAACUGAUCAAGCCCCCGAAAGAUAUCUCUGCCCGCCAUGAAAGCGAGGUCACUGACCCUCCUCCUGCUCUCGUUCCUCCUCCUCCUGAACGCACUGUGCGCGUUCUCGGUGCCUUACCGCGAGGAGGAAGGGGAGGAAGAGAGAGAAUGGAAGAGGGGAGAGAGAGGCGGAGGGGCAAGAAGAGGGGAGGAAGAGAGAGAAUGGAGGAGGAGAGAGAGAGGCGGAGGCGGAGGGGAGGAGGAAGACUUCUUCCUCUUGCAUGACUCGAAGCACGUGUUCCGGACAGAGGCUGGCGAGAUGAAGGUGGUGAGGAGCUUUGGCGGCCGGAUCGUCGAGCGGCCCAUGCACAUAGGCUUCAUCACCAUGGAUCCCCAGACCCUCUUCGUCCCUCAGUACCUCGAUUCCAAUCUGGUCCUCUUCGUCCGCCGAGGAGAGGCUAAGAUCGGUGCAAUCUACGAAGAUGAGCUGGUGGAGAGGCGGUUGAAGAUCGGCGACAUAUACCGGGUCCCCGCCGGGUCGGCGUUCUACUUAGUGAACAUUGGGGAGGGUCAGAGGCUUCACCUCAUCGCCAGCAUCGACACUUCAACGAGCUUGGGGUUGAGGACUUUCCAGUCAUUCUUCAUCGGCGGAGGAAUCUACCCGACCUCUGUGCUCACCGGGUUCGAACCUGAAACGCUCGCGACUGCAUUUAACGUUUCGGUGGAUGAAGUGACGGACUUACUGACCAGGCAGCAAGAGGGCCCUAUCAUGUACAUAAACGACGACACUCGUCAACCACCGAGCUUGUGGUCUAAGUUCUUGCAGCUGAAAGAACAAGAUAGGCUACAACACCUAAAGAGAAUGGUGGAGUUCCACGGAGAGUCCAAGGACGAGGAGAAUGAAGAAGAAGGAGGAGGAGAAGAAAAAGCGUGGUCGUGGAGGAAGUUCUUGAGCUCCAUCUUCCCGAGGGAUGACAGAAGGGAUGACCCAAGAAGGGAAGGCAGGAGGGAUGACCGGAGAUGGAGAACCGGCAAAGGACCGGACUCCUACAAUCUGUACGAUCGACACCCUGACUUCCGCAAUGACUAUGGAUGGAGUGUUGCCCUCGACGAGUCCGAUUAUGAACCUCUCAGGCACUCAGGCAUCGGAGUUUACCUCGUCAAUCUUACGGCGGGAUCAAUGAUGGCGCCCCAUGUAAAUCCGAGCGCCACAGAGUACGGGAUCGUCAUCAGAGGAUCAGGCACGAUCCAGAUCGGGUACCCAAAUGGGUCUUCUGCGGUGAAUGCGAAAGUGAAAGAGGGAGACGUGUUCAUGGUGCCGCGGUACUUCCCAUUCUGCCAGAUCUCAUCUCGGAGCGGGCCGAUGGAGUUCUUUGGGUUCACUACCUCAGCCCGGAGGAACAGGCCCCAGUUCCUGGUGGGCCGGAACUCGGUCCUCCAGAAGAUGCUCGGGCCGGAACUUGCCGCCGCGUUUGGGAUGAGCAAUGAGACGACCAUAAGGGAGCUCCUCGACGCCCAGCGCGAGACCGUCAUAUUGCCUUCAGCAUCAGCAGCGCCGCCGUACAUCGCGGCGAAGAAGCAGCAGCAAGAGGAGGAGAGGGUUGAAGACGAGAGGAUUGAGAAGGUGACGGAGGACCUUAGGCAGUGAGACGGUCAUGGGUUUUAACUGGGCAUAGAGGCGUUGGUGGAGAUACAGGGGCUUUUGUGUAGGUUUCAGUUUUUUUCUGGUCAUUUGCUCAGCGUUUGUUUAUUUAGCCUUUUCCUUUGGGUUCAUUUUCGACAUGACUUUCGUCGUUUAGUGAAAUAAAAUCACCUUCCUUCUGCUUUCCA
Messenger RNA from Rhodamnia argentea, 1872 nucleotides. Its product is annotated as vicilin-like seed storage protein At2g28490. The transcript is spliced from 6 exons. Lineage: Eukaryota; Viridiplantae; Streptophyta; Magnoliopsida; Myrtales; Myrtaceae. The coding region runs from base 101 to 1690 and encodes 529 amino acids. The record is from RefSeq and is a predicted model, not a curated record.